UUGAAUUUGAAUUCACAUAAGGACAUAAAUUCAUGCGGCAAUAACAAUGUGUCAAUUUCUAUCUCUACAGCUUCUAAACUAAGAGCUAACAAGGCAACAGAGAUUUUAUUGCAUCCCAGUAGUCUCCUUGGAUUCCCCUCUAAAAACCAUGGAUGCUACCUACUUCAUUGAUUUGGUUAUUCUUUUCAUGGCCUAUAAUUUCUUGUUUCUCGCACUCACCUCAAAAGCUUCUGCUUCCUUGAACUUCAAUUUUAGCAGCUUUGAUUCUAAUCAACGGGAACUUCUGACAGAAGGACAUGCAAGUGUGGUGCUUGGUACCAUUCAACUCACCUUGAACAUGCGUGACAAGGGACAAGGAGGGAGUGCCGGUCGAGCAACAUACAAAGAACCAUUUCACCUCUGGGACAAAAGCACAGGAAAUCUCUCCAGCUUCGCCACUCAUUUCACAUUCAUCAUCAACUCACAAGGAAAUCCUGUGUAUGGCGAUGGACUCACAUUUUUUCUUGCUUCAAGAGAUAUAAAUUAUUGGAAUCCAUCUUCCUUAGCAAGAGGCGGCGGUCUUGGUCUGUCAAAGAGUGCUGCUAUGAAUCAAAUAACGUCAAACUCAACAGAUGUUCCAUUUGUUGCAAUUGAAUUUGAUACCUAUCACAACCCUUGGGAUCCGCUGGAUGAUCACGUAGGUAUCAAUCUCCAUUCCAUGGUUUCUGUAAAAAAUAUGUCUUGGCCUAGCAAUACUAAGGAUGGGAAUAUGACAGAGGUCUGGAUCACAUACAAUGCAACAAUUAAAAGUUUAAGUGUCAUGUUCUCUUAUAUUGAUUUGAAAAAUCAGAGAAAAGUAGGCAGAUUUACACAUGAGGUUGACAUGCGGAGCUUCUUGCCUGAACGGGUUAUUCUUGGCUUUUCUGGCAGCACUGGACUAGAGUUAGAAAUAAAUACAAUUUGUUCAUGGAGUUUUCAAUCAAAAGGUGACUUUAGAGUCAAUGAAUCUGCUCCCAUGGCACCAAGCCCAGGCAUCCACUCUAGUCCUGCUCCUGCUGCCCUGAAGAAAAAGAAAAAUGAGACGAAGUUAAAGCUUGGAUUUGGAAUUGGAGUGUGUUCUUUGGUCGUUGUGUUAGUUUUUGUCCUUCUCUGCUCAUGGCAAAAGAAGGGGGGACGUGAAAAUGGAAACACUUCCAUAUUCAAUGUGUCAUUUAGCAAUGAAUUUAAAAAAGGAUUAGGGCCAAGGAAGUUCUUGUACAAUGAAUUAGCUGAAGCAACCAAAAAUUUUGCUGAAGAAGAGAAGCUCGGAGAGGGAGGGUUUGGAGCUGUUUAUAGAGGUUUUUUAAAGGAGUUGAACUCCUAUAUUGCUGUGAAGAAGAUAUCAAGUGCUUCUAAACAGGGAAUCAAAGAAUAUGCAUCAGAAGUGAAGAUUAUUAGCCGAUUGAGGCACAAGAAUUUGGUGAAACUCCUAGGCUGGUGCCAUGAAAAGGAGCUUGUGCUGGCUUAUGAGUUUAUGCUUCAACGCAGCCUAGACACGCAUCUUUUCAAGGGAAAAGGCUUGUUGACAUGGGUUCUGAGAUACAAAAUUGCUCAAGGCUUGGCCUCUGCAUUGCUAUACCUUCACGAAGAAGCAGAUUUCUGUGUGCUUCAUAGGGACAUUAAAUCAAGCAACAUUAUGUUGGAUUCAAGCUUCAAUGCAAAGCUUGGAGAUUUUGGGUUAGCUAGGCUUGUUGACCAUGAAAAGGGGUCACAAACCACUAGACUGGCUGGGACCAUGGGUUACAUGGCUCCUGAAUGUUUCAUGUCAGGCAAGGCAAGCAAAGCAACAGAUGUAUAUAGUUUUGGAGUUGUAGCUUUGGAAAUAGCUUCUGGUAGAAAGGCUGUAGACACAAGCACAGUAGAUUCAAUCACGGCCGAAGAAUUCCAAAUAGGAUUGGUAGAAUGGGUUUGGAAACUGUAUGGGAAAGGAAAAGUCCUUGAAGCAGUUGAUCCUAAAUUGAAUAAAGACUUUGACGAGCAGCAAGUUGAGCGGUUGAUGGUCACUGGUCUAUGGUGUGUACACCCAGAUCACAAAUUCAGGCCCUCGAUAAGGCAAGUGAUUAAUGUCCUCGAUUUUGAAGCUCCAAUGCCUAUAAUCCCAUCACAAAUGCCAGUUCUUGCAUAUGUUAAUUCCAGUACUCCAUCUACAUCUUCCACGGCCUCUUCUUUUUCAUCUUCUUCACCAUUUUCAAUAUAA
Tripterygium wilfordii is the source of this 2215-nucleotide messenger RNA. RefSeq names its product L-type lectin-domain containing receptor kinase IX.1-like. The coding region runs from base 149 to 2215 and encodes 688 amino acids. The record is from RefSeq and is a predicted model, not a curated record. Gene Ontology annotation, biological process: protein phosphorylation. Gene Ontology annotation, molecular function: protein kinase activity; carbohydrate binding; ATP binding. Lineage: Eukaryota; Viridiplantae; Streptophyta; Magnoliopsida; Celastrales; Celastraceae. Gene Ontology annotation, cellular component: plasma membrane. The transcript has 2 exons.